Molecule: messenger RNA, 1229 nt
Organism: Oryza brachyantha (malo sina)
Lineage: Eukaryota; Viridiplantae; Streptophyta; Magnoliopsida; Poales; Poaceae
Product: protein RKD5
Molecular function (GO): DNA-binding transcription factor activity
Source: RefSeq, a predicted model, not a curated record
AUGGACGCCGUCGCCGCCGCCGUCUCCACUCUCUCCGCGCUCGCCGUCUUUGCGAGCACCGUCGACCACGGCGCCGCUGUCGUGAGGAGCGUGCACGGGUACAAGGUCUACGGGAGGAGAGGGAGGUGGGAGAAGUGGGUGGAGAGGGAGUUCGUCCUCUCCCCGGAGUCGUGCCGCGAGGUCCCGGCCCCCGUCGCGCCGCCGCGGAUACUGCCGGCGGAGUGGCGCGGCCGGCCGGCGUUCCGCGAGGGGCAGGUGGUGGUGGGCGCCUGGCGCUGCAUUCUGGCCUUCGAUUCCGUCGCCGCCGUCGCGCCGCCGCCCACGCCGCCGCCCGUGCUCUCCCCCUUCCUGAAUCCGAGGUUGAUGUGUGUACCUUCGCUGUACAACGACUUGAAAAAGGUGUUUCGGUUUCAGAAUGUGGAGAACAUCCCCAAGCUCAUGCAAUGUGAUUCGGAGGAGAAGCUGAACAGUUGGGAUGCACAGGAUAAAAUUUCUGAUGAGGAGGUUCAUGCAUCGGAGUCUGAUUCUGAUGAUGAUCUCCAGUCUGGUGAAGAACUUAAGCCAACAGUUCAGAAGCAGCGGAGAGCUAAAAAGAAGCACAUAGCCAGCAUUACUCUAGUCGACAUCGCUCAGUACUUCCAUCUUCCAAUCAUAGAGGCUUCAAGGACUCUGAAGAUUGGAGUCAGCAUACUGAAGAGGAAAUGCCGGCAAUAUAACAUACCCCGCUGGCCUCACCGGAAGAUCAAGUCCCUCGACUCCCUCAUUCAAGAUCUUGAGUUUGUGAUUGAUGAUGAUGAUGACACGGGAGAUGAUGUGCAGAAGGAGAAGGACAAGCAGACGGAAGAGGAGAAGCAGGAGGUGAUCCAGGCGCUCACAAGGCGGAAGGAGAUGCUGGAGACGGAGAAAGAGGCCAUCCAGCAGGUUCCUGCCAUGGACCUGAAGGAAGAAACCAAGCAGUUCAGGGAUGAUGUUUUCAAGAGGAGACACAGCAAAAAAGAUUUAGCCAACGAUUAUAGAUAUGCUCAUAUGCUCCUCUCUCUCUCUCUGGAGAUUGACGUUGAACUCUCAUGCAUGCGUAGCAAGUAGGAACAUCUUCAGACAGUAGGAACCAGGAACGGUCGAACGGAUGAUCGGUGCGUGUCAAAACUGGUCAACUGAAUCCGGUUGACUUUACCUGGUGUGAACAGGUUAUGACUUAUGAGUGAACAUUGUUUACCACAAGCUUCUCG